CGCGCGCUCGCCACCGCCGCCGCCGCGCCCGCGCCCGCGCCCGCCCGCGCCCAGCAGGACCUCGUGCCAGGCAGCAGUGCGUGGGGCGCGGGCAUCCGAGCGCAUACGGUGAUGAAAUGUGCUGCGCCGCUCUCGCCCGAUGACGCUCCGCUGCGAUUAGUCGCCGCCAACACCUGUUAUAAUAUGGGCUGGAUAGAAGAAGGCAUCGAACUAGCGGAAGAGGCGCUGGCGAUAGAGGAGCGCGAGGACGGGCCCAUGCUGCCGCGUUGCUGCCUCUACGCCGGCAUCGGGCAUCAAAUGAGGGCACAGAAGACAAAUUCUCGUAUCGACAAGGAGUCGGCCAACGAGACGAGCCUGCGGCUGCUGCUGCGUUCAGUGUCGCUGGACGACAACGACCACCUCGCCUUCUACUACCUCGCGCUGCAGUACAUGUACCUCGGCCUGCUUAACGAGGCCAUGGACGCGACGCGUUCGUGUCUAGCGGCGCGAGCCGAGUGCGGUGGCGGCCUGCGCCUCGCCACAGCGCUGUGGUCGUGCGCCUGCGCCGGUCCCCGCGCCCCCCGCGCGCUCGCCGCCGCCCGCCUCGCGCGCCACCACUACCCCGCCGCCGACUGGCCGCUGUGGGCGCUGGCGGCGCUGCAGCUCACGUGGGAGAGUGGCGAGGCGGCGCUGGCAACGGGAAAGGAGCUUCUGUCGCUGCUGAACAGCGCCGAGGCCGAGGCCGAGCUCGACGCCGACCACAACGGCUACACGGAACUGGAUGCACUGUCGGAUUCGCAACACGCGGAUACACAUAGCAAUAGGGACGCAGCGAGCAUUCGCGCGGAGAGCGCGGGCGUGUACCGCGUGGAGCGCGCGCUGUCGGACGCGGCGUCGUCGGCGCAGCGGCCUCGUGCGCACCACGCGCCGCGCGCCCGGGCCUGGCUGCUGCUCGCCGACCUCUGCCUCAGGUUAGGUCGAGUGAGCGCGGCGGCGGGCUGCGUCAGCGAAGCGGCGGCGCUCACACCCUUUAGUCAUUUAGUUUUAUACACCCGCGGGCGAGUGCACGCGGCGAGCGGCGAGUGGCAGGAGGCGCGGCAGUGCUUCCAGAACGCGCUCGCCAUACACCCCACGCACCUCGACAGCAUCGUCGAGCUAGGUGCGGCAUACUACAACCUGGGCUGGCUGCGACUAGCAGAGAAAUCGUUACGCGAAGCGGCGGCACUAGAGCCCGGACGUGCCGACACAUGGAGGCGGCUGGCGCUGGUGCUGGCGGCGCUGGGCGAGGCGGGCGCGGCCGCCGACGCCGCCGCCGCCGCGCUCCAGCUGCAUCCACACGCGCCCGCCGUGCCACACACGCACCUGCCCCUGUGA
Ostrinia nubilalis (European corn borer) is the source of this 1353-nucleotide messenger RNA. RefSeq names its product tetratricopeptide repeat protein 7B-like. The annotation marks the transcript as partial. Gene Ontology annotation, biological process: phosphatidylinositol phosphate biosynthetic process; protein localization to plasma membrane. Lineage: Eukaryota; Metazoa; Arthropoda; Insecta; Lepidoptera; Crambidae. Gene Ontology annotation, molecular function: protein binding. The transcript has 10 exons. Gene Ontology annotation, cellular component: plasma membrane. The record is from RefSeq and is a predicted model, not a curated record.